UGCUCAUGACGUCGUCGGGCCUUAUCCAGGAAGUAGAAAAACAUCAACAAUCCUGCAGGUUCAGACUGGGACAAGUGUCAGUGUGGUCCAGCCGCUGAGCCUCGUCCUCUCCGGCAUCACGCACAUUGUUGGUUUCAUAUUUAUAAACAGUGUUUGAACGUCGCGGACAUGUCGUUGCUGACGAAGAUCUUCGGAGCAGGAGGAAAAGGAGGAAAGGGACCGAGCCCGCAGGAGGCGAUCCAGAAGCUCCGGGAGACGGAGGAGAUGCUGACGAAGAAGCAGGAAUUUCUGGAGAAGAAGAUCGAGCAGGAGCUGCAGAUCGCCAAGAAAAACGGCACGAAAAACAAACGAGCGGCCCUGCAGGCUUUAAAAAGAAAGAAGAGGUACGAGAAGCAGCUCGCUCAGAUCGACGGCACGCUGUCGACCAUCGAGUUUCAGAGGGAGGCUCUGGAGAACGCCAACACCAACACUGAAGUGCUCAAGAACAUGGGCUUCGCUGCAAAGGCUAUCAAGUCUGCCCAUGAAAACAUGGACAUUGACAAAGUGGACGACCUGAUGCAGAACAUUACAGAGCAGCAGGAGCUGGCCCAGGAAAUAUCUGACACCAUCUCCAAACCUGUCGGCUUCGGGGAGGAGUUUGAUGAGGAUGAACUGCUGGCGGAGCUGGAUGAGCUGGAACAGGAGCAGCUGGACAAUAACCUGCUGGAGAUCGGGGGACCAGAGAACGUCCCUCUACCAAACGUGCCUUCUACUUCAUUACCUUCCAGACCUGCCAAGAAAGAGGAGGACAAGGACGACAUCGAGGACCUGCAGCGCUGGGCGAUGGAAGCCAUGUAAACACAGCAUCUGCUACAUCAUACCUGCAUCUGAGAGGGAAGCUGAAAGAACAAUUAGGAAAUGAAUGGACUGAUAGGAUGUUGUGAUGAGUGUUCUUUGUGUGUCUGCAGAGAGAUAACGUCUAUUUUAUGUAACACUAAAAAAAAAA
Molecule: messenger RNA, 985 nt
Organism: Paralichthys olivaceus (Japanese flounder)
Lineage: Eukaryota; Metazoa; Chordata; Actinopteri; Pleuronectiformes; Paralichthyidae
Product: charged multivesicular body protein 4b-like
Biological process (GO): late endosome to vacuole transport via multivesicular body sorting pathway; vesicle budding from membrane
Cellular component (GO): ESCRT III complex; multivesicular body; cytoplasmic side of plasma membrane
Source: RefSeq, a predicted model, not a curated record